GUAUACGUCGAACCUACAGUCACUGAGCUCUCUCUCUCUGGUUAACGUAACUGUCAAUUCAGACCGCAGUCUUCGAUAAUUGUAAUUGACAAAACGUACCUGGAGUUCGAAGAUGACGCGUCAACGUUACCCUAGCUCUCUAUUGUUACUGAUAUUAUUCGCGGAAUUUUGUACAUCAACCAGUGUUUCCUUUGUUAAUAAUACCGAGACCCGCUCAAAACGAGAGCUGGACAAAGUUGUAGGUCCGUAUAAAUAUCUAAUUUUUCCACAAGGCAGCAACGUUCAGUUAAUUUAUUGCAUGACGAUCGGAACCUAUGCACGACCCCAAGGUAUAUUCACGAUGGGUGUUACCGCCGGUUUGGCCUGGGAAUUGCCGCACAGAGAGAGCGUAGCUUUCAGAAAACCAGCCGAAGUUUACCACCGCAGAAGUAGACGAGAAUUGUAUCCGAAGAUAGAGAUGAUGCUGAAGGCACAAGGCAAGGACGGCAGGGCUUGCGUUCUCAAAGCGCUCUGUAGGGCGGGAAAAAGAAAUGCUACAGAAAUCGGAAAGGGAUCUUUUAUGCAGGAAAUAAUGCACUCGAUAUUCACAUUACCGCCAGGAUCGUUUCACGAGGAUCCCAAAACCCGGUAUGAAAAAGCACACUUGGACUCGGAUAAGGACUGCGACCAACUGUAUCCCACUUGUCUCGAGAACAUAUGAGGAAAGAUAUUUUUUCGGAAUUCCGAAUCUCACAACGCUCUCCAAGGCCACUUUUCGUUUGUCCGAAGAUCGUAUUGUGUGUAGCAACGAAAAAACUAAAAAUAAAAAACCAAAAUAUAAUAAGGCAGGAUCAAAAAUAACAAAUUUUGCACCACUUCGUAACCUUUUAGCGAAGCAUGAGAAAUACAACAAGCUGCCAAUACAAUCUCUUAA
Messenger RNA from Athalia rosae (coleseed sawfly), 913 nucleotides. RefSeq lists its product as uncharacterized. The transcript is spliced from 4 exons. The coding region runs from base 113 to 700 and encodes 195 amino acids. The record is from RefSeq and is a predicted model, not a curated record. Lineage: Eukaryota; Metazoa; Arthropoda; Insecta; Hymenoptera; Athaliidae.